GCACAAUUCUGGACAGGGAUGUCCAUGGCCAGAGGAGUGGUCCAGCUCCUAGAAGAUGAGGAGAGACCGGAGACACAGCCGCUGCCGCUGCCGUCCGGCCCGCUGCAGACUCCCGAGAACAGCCCUGGCUGUCAGCGGGCACCAGCCGCUUCCUGUCCCCAUCGCGGAGACUGGAGGGGCGCACCACGGCCACCGAGCCAGAGGCGCUUCAGGAGGCAAGAGAAGUCCCCGCGCGCUCCGGGGCCCGGCGCAGCUCAUGGUGAGCGCCCUCUGGGGCUCGAGGGUCCCUUGGCUGAGGGGGCGCAUCCUCGGGGUGCCCGAUGGGGCUGCCUGGGGGUCGCAGGGCUGAAGGUGGGACCGCGCACAGACCGCCCCUGCAGCCCAGCCCGAAAUGCUGCCGCCAGGAAGCAACGGCACCGCGUACCCGGGGCAGUUCGCGCUAUACCAGCAGCUGGCUCAGGGGAACGCGGUGGGGGGCUCGGCGGGGGCACCGCCACUGGGGCCCGCGCAGGUGGUCACCGCCUGUCUGCUGACCCUACUCAUCAUCUGGACCCUGCUGGGCAACGCGCUGGUGUGCGCAGCCAUCGUGCGGAGCCGCCACCUGCGCGCCAAGAUGACCAACGUCUUCAUCGUGUCUCUGGCCGUGUCAGACCUCUUCGUGGCGCUGCUGGUCAUGCCCUGGAAGGCAGUCGCCGAGGUGGCCGGUUACUGGCCCUUUGGAGCGUUCUGCGACGUCUGGGUGGCCUUCGACAUCAUGUGCUCCACCGCCUCCAUCCUGAACCUGUGCGUCAUCAGCGUGGACCGCUACUGGGCCAUCUCCAGGCCCUUCCGCUACGAGCGCAAGAUGACCCAGCGCAUGGCCUUAGUCAUGGUCGGCCUGGCAUGGACCUUGUCCAUCCUCAUCUCCUUCAUUCCGGUCCAGCUCAACUGGCACAGGGACCAGGUGGCCUCUUGGGGCGGGCUGGACCUGCCAAACAACCUGGCCAACUGGACGCCUUGGGAGGAGGACAUUUGGGAGCCCGACGUGAGGGCAGAGAACUGUGACUCCAGCCUGAAUCGAACCUACGCCAUCUCUUCCUCGCUCAUCAGCUUCUACAUCCCCGUGGCCAUCAUGAUCGUGACCUACACGCGCAUCUACCGCAUCGCCCAGGUGCAGAUCCGCAGGAUUUCCUCCCUGGAGAGGGCCGCAGAGCACGCUCAGAGCUGCCGGAGCAGCGGAGCCUGCGCGCCGGACACCAGCCUGCGCGCUUCCAUCAAGAAGGAGACCAAGGUUCUCAAGACCCUGUCGGUGAUCAUGGGGGUCUUCGUGUGUUGCUGGCUGCCGUUCUUCAUCCUUAACUGCAUGGUCCCUUUCUGCAGUGGACACCCCGAAGGCCCUCCGGCCGGCUUCCCCUGCGUCAGCGAGACCACCUUCGACGUCUUUGUCUGGUUUGGCUGGGCUAACUCCUCACUCAACCCCGUCAUCUAUGCCUGCAACGCCGACUUCCGGAAGGUGUUUGCCCAGCUGCUGGGGUGCAGCCACGUCUGCUCCCGCACGCCGGUGGAGACGGUGAACAUCAGCAAUGAGCUCGUCUCCUACAACCAAGACACCGUCUUCCACAAGGAAAUCGCAGCUGCCUACAUCCACAUGAUGCCCAACGCCGCUACCCCCGGCAACCGGGAGGUGGACAACGAUGAGGAGGAGGAGGGUCCUUUCGAUCGCAUGUCCCAGAUCUAUCAGACGUCCCCAGAUGGUGACCCUGUUGCAGAGUCUGUCUGGGAGCUAGACUGCGAGGGGGAGAUUUCUUUAGACAAAAUAACACCUUUCACCCCAAAUGGAUUCCAUUAAACUGCAUUAAGAAACCCCCUCAUGGAUCCGCAUAACCGCACAGAUAUUGACAAGCAUGCACACACACGCAAAUACAUGCCUUUCCAGUGCUGCUCCCUUUAUCAUGUGUUUUUGUGUAGUAGCUCGUGUGCUUAGAAACCUCACCCCAUUGAUUGGUAGUUCAAAGAAUUAGCAGAAGCAGUUGCAAUAAACUCAGUCAAAUAUACCCAGCCUACCAGAGAUGGACCAAUGAUCCUAUGAGAGAAGAGAGUAUGGUGCUGGGUCCUUAAAAAAAAAGUGAUACUUGGUCCUUAAAAAAUAUGCUCUCCCCUCCCUUUUUAAACAAAUGGCUUGUUCAGUCACUUGUUUGUGUUUGAAUUGAUUUUUAAACAGCAGGUUGUGUGUGUGUGCAGUGAUGCGGUGGGAGCACAGCUUUCCUGGGUCUGGAUUCCCGUGGCUUUGUGCUUAUGUCAUUACUUCUCUCUGUGCUGGUGGGGACCUCUUUACCAUAGCUUAAGAAGUCUCCCUGAUUUAUUCUGGUGUCUAAUAAACACAGAUUAUUUGUA
This is a messenger RNA of Symphalangus syndactylus (siamang), 2373 nucleotides long. It is a transcript of the gene DRD5, whose product is annotated as dopamine receptor D5. Gene Ontology annotation, cellular component: plasma membrane. Lineage: Eukaryota; Metazoa; Chordata; Mammalia; Primates; Hylobatidae. Gene Ontology annotation, biological process: positive regulation of MAPK cascade; G protein-coupled dopamine receptor signaling pathway; adenylate cyclase-activating adrenergic receptor signaling pathway. The record is from RefSeq and is a predicted model, not a curated record. Gene Ontology annotation, molecular function: dopamine neurotransmitter receptor activity, coupled via Gs; G protein-coupled receptor activity.